AUGCUCUUCCACUUAGCAAUACCACACAUCACCAGAACAAUCUACUUUCUCCUGCCUAGCACAAAGAGAAAUUCAUUCGAGUGUCCGUUUUCGUCAGACACCUCUACCUACAAGUGGUAACGACCACAGUAGCCUCGUGAUCUGCGGUGAUUUCAAGAUGAAGCAGAAGUUGGUAAUCGAAUUGGACAUGUUUGAUGAGAAGAGGAGGUCUAAAGCCAUGAAGAUUGUCGUUGGUGCUGAAGGUUUGGCGUCUGUGGCUGUGGAUGAGAAGGACAACAAGAAGUUGGUAGUGAUAGGUGAGGACAUGGACGCCUUUGAGAUCGUGAAGUCCCUAAGGAAGAAGAAAUUCAGGGCGAUCAUGGAGAGCUUAGACGAAGUGAAGAGCGAGAAGAAGGACGAAAAAAAGGAGGACAAGAAGCCAGAGGAGAAUAAGCCCGUCGAGAAGUGGCCGUGUGUUUGCCAUCCUAAUUUACAUCAGCAUAUCGCGUACCCUGUUCCAGUAGUCAGUAGCUACGGCUACGACUUCGAUCCUUGGUCCAUUUUCUAGCAGGCAUAUACCAGUAACUAGGCACGUUUCUGUUACUGUUUUGGGGGGCGCGUAUCCUUGGCUCCCCUCUUGCAAGCCAGUGUUGUUAAAGGGGAUGACAAAAUUGUUAGCAUUGGCCAAUUCAAAGAAAAGAAGCCCCUCGAGCAAUGGCGUAUGUUUACCGGAUUACUGCCCCGCAACAUAUUUGCUCCAUUAUGUAAUACCUUGUUGUACAAGCAAAAAGUUUUGCUUAUUUUUUUCCUUAUGAAAAUAAGCCAUUUCCAUC
This is a messenger RNA of Nymphaea colorata (pocket water lily), 812 nucleotides long. RefSeq lists its product as uncharacterized. The record is from RefSeq and is a predicted model, not a curated record. The transcript has 3 exons. Gene Ontology annotation, molecular function: metal ion binding. NCBI's taxonomy places the organism in Eukaryota, Viridiplantae, Streptophyta, Magnoliopsida, Nymphaeales, Nymphaeaceae. Bases 158 to 547 code for a protein of 129 amino acids.